UGGUCAUUUCAUGCAAGGUAAUGCAAACACAAAGUUAUCUUGAAGUAGCAUAAAUGUCAAAAUAGUGAAUACUAGUUUCCUUAUGAGGAUUUUAAAAGGACUACAUAGUGAUGGAAUCAAUUAUACAAGCCUAAUGAAUUGAUGAAAUAGCAAAUAAGUAUGUUCUUUGAGGUGGUGAUGGCAUACUAGCUGGUAGAACUACAAUUAGGUAAGCAUCUACAAUGAGGAGUUAUGUUAUUGACAAAUGUUCUGUAUAUUUCAGGAAUCCUGCUACAUUUCUUCAUGCAUAUACAUGCCUUCCUCUUGCAUAUUCUACAAGGCAAGCUGCCAGUGCUAUUUUACAAGAUGUUGCUGAUUCAGGGGUUUUGUUUGCAUUGUUGAUGUGUAAGCACAAGGUUGUUAGUCUAAGUGGAGCUCAGAAGGCAUCUCUGCACCCUGAUGACAUGCUUUUGCUUUCCAAUUUUGUAAUUUCUACAGAAUCAUUCAGGACUUCUGAAUCAUUCUCACCUAUUUGCUUACCGAGAUACAAUCCAAUGGUGUUCCUUUAUGUUUAUGUCCAUUUUCUUGAUGUGCAUACAUGCUUGAUGUUACUUUCUACCAGUUCAGAUUCCUUCUAUCAUCUCAAAGACUGCAGGAUUCACAUUGAGACUGUGCUUGUGAAGUCAAAUGUUCUCUCUGAAGUUCAAAGAUCCUUGCUGCAUAGUGGUCUACAUGUUGAGGACCUCCCAGUUGAUUUUUCUCUUCGAUCUGGAUCUCUGCCUCAUCACAUAGCUAUGGAAAAGGCAAUACCUGAUAUUUCAUCUUCUCAUGUCGGCAUUGGUGGCCCUUCUGGACUUUGGCAUUUCAUAUAUAAGAGUGUCAACCUUGAUCAAUAUGUAUCAUCAGGGUUCUCCUCACCAUUAAGCAGUUCUGCUCGACGAAAAAGAUUAAUUAGGGCAUACCAGAAGCUGUAUUUUUCAAUGCAUGACAAACGAACUGGUCCGCAUAAAACACAGUUCAGACGAGAUGAAGAUUAUGUUCUCCUAUGCUGGAUCACUCAAGAUUUUGAACUUUAUGCAGCAUUUGAUCCACUUGCAGAGAAGGCUAUUGCAAUAAAGACGUGUAACAGAGUCUGUCAAUGGGUAAGAGACGUUGAAAACGAGAUCUUUUUGUUUGGAGCAGCCCCCUUCUCAUGGUGAUUCCUAACCAAUACAUACAUAUACUCCCCUCCGGUAUGCUUAAUAUUCAUUUAGAACCUUGCAGUCCAUAUCCUUUAUUGAGAGGUGCAGCUCUCUAUUUCCUACAGCUGAUAGUCAUACGCAGUCUCUCGGAUUUGUUGCGAUUGCAUUAUCAUAUCGUCAUCAGCGAUCACUGUACAAAAUAAUAUUGAGAAACGAAAGAAAUAAUUAUUUUAAGUAAUAAGAAAUGUUAUUUGCACUGCAAACUAUUUUGUUGAAAAUGAUUUUAGCAGUCAAGUGUUUUUGCA
Messenger RNA from Musa acuminata subsp. malaccensis (wild Malaysian banana), 1465 nucleotides. The record is from RefSeq and is a predicted model, not a curated record. NCBI's taxonomy places the organism in Eukaryota, Viridiplantae, Streptophyta, Magnoliopsida, Zingiberales, Musaceae.